AUGGACUACCAUCACCAAACUUCCCUAGUCCCAUGUGGACAAGAUAAAUACAUUUCCAAGAAUGAACUUCUCCUGCAUUUGAAGACCUACAACUUGUACUAUGAAGGCCAAAAUUUGCAGCUCCGUCAUCGUGAGGAGGAAGAUGAGUUUAUUGUGGAGGGGCUGCUGAACAUCUCCUGGGGACUGCGCCGGCCCAUUCGUCUACAGAUGCAGGAUGACAAUGAACGCAUUCGCCCCCCUCCAUCCUCUUCCUCUUGGCACUCUGGCUGUAACUUGGGGGCUCAAGGUACCAUCCUGAAGCCCCUCACCAUGCCCAACAUUCCAAUUUCAGAGGUGGAUGCCCUGCCUGAGAGUGAUCAGACAUUGAGCUCCACAGACUCCAGGGGCCUGAAGUCCCUACAGGAAGACACCCCACAGUUGAUGCGCACACGCAGUGAUGUUGGGGUACGUCGUCGUGGCAAUGUGAGGACACCCAGCGACCAGCGGCGAAUCAGACGCCACCGCUUCUCUAUCAACGGCCAUUUCUACAACCACAAGACAUCAGUGUUCACGCCAGCUUAUGGCUCCAUCACCAAUGUCCGCAUCAACAGCACCAUGACGACUCCACAGGUCCUGAAGUUGCUGCUCAACAAAUUUAAGAUUGAGAACUCGGCAGAGGAGUUUGCAUUGUAUGUGGUCCAUACCAGCGGUGAGAAACAGAAGCUGAAGAACACGGAUUAUCCUCUGAUUGCCCGGAUCCUCCAGGGCCCAUGUGAGCAGGUCUCCAAAGUGUUCCUUAUGGAAAAAGACCAGGUGGAGGAAGUUACCUAUGAUGUGGCUCAGUAUAUAAAGUUCGAGAUGCCUGUCCUUAAAAGCUUCAUUCAGAAGCUCCAAGAGGAAGAAGAUAGGGAAGUCAAGAAGCUGAUGCGCAAGUACACUGUGCUCCGCCUAAUGAUUCGGCAGAGGCUGGAGGAGAUAGCUGAGACCCCAGCAACAAUCUGA
Molecule: messenger RNA, 981 nt
Organism: Budorcas taxicolor (takin)
Lineage: Eukaryota; Metazoa; Chordata; Mammalia; Artiodactyla; Bovidae
Gene: RASSF2
Product: Ras association domain family member 2
Exons: 10
Coding region: 1-981 (326 amino acids)
Biological process (GO): signal transduction; regulation of non-canonical NF-kappaB signal transduction; positive regulation of JNK cascade
Cellular component (GO): cytoplasm; nucleus
Source: RefSeq, a predicted model, not a curated record